This is a messenger RNA of Aspergillus ibericus CBS 121593, 652 nucleotides long. RefSeq lists its product as uncharacterized. The record is from RefSeq and is a predicted model, not a curated record. Lineage: Eukaryota; Fungi; Ascomycota; Eurotiomycetes; Eurotiales; Aspergillaceae. The transcript has 2 exons. The coding region runs from base 70 to 387 and encodes 105 amino acids.
ACCAAACCAAGCCUACAAACCUGCCCUCAUCUCCUUCAUACCCUCAAAACCACCACCAAGAACCACACCAUGCAACUCCUCACCUUCCUCCCCAUUGCCGCUCUGGCUGCCACAACCCUCGCCGAAAACUGGAACAUCACGGUCUACGCCGACACCAACUGCACCGAAUGGAAGGGCGAGUUUACCGGAGACAAAGAUUAUGGAUGCUACUCGCUUGAAGAAUAUGACCCAGCGAUUCAGUCCAUCAAGGCUGAGCUUCCCGACGGAUGGACGUUUAUGGGAUCGAGUGGAGGUGCUUGUGAUGACUUUCACACUUCUGGAGGCUCGGGAUGCUGGACUCAGGGACAAGGAUUCAAGUCGUUUGAGGUGCUGGUUACAGAGAGCUGAACUGUGAGAUCUAGUAUAGGAAUUGUGGUGGAUGGAUUUUGGAAAUGGUUGUAGCCGGCAUAUCUGUGAAGAACUUGGUGUAUAUAUUGUUCUUGACAAGGACUUAGUUAAUGAUGGACAUGCAAAACAUUGGAAUAUGCCGUGAUCAGGCCGGUAGACGUGUUAUUGGAACUGCGCUCUAUGCCUAGUCGUCCCAGGAUAACAAGGACUGCAAAAGUGUAUCUUCUUCCAACAGAUUUAGCUUCCGGGUGGGAAUAGAGCCUCU